UGGAGGAAAACCAUCCCAGCAGAGCUAAGUUAAUUGCAGGGAGGGAGGCCAGAGGCAAGGAUGCGUUCCCAGCCUUGCAGCUCUGGGGAAUCACUGGAAGGAGCUCUGCUUACCUAGACACAACCAGAAGAGUCAUGGGGCAGAAGUGACAGCUGCCAGCAGAGCUCCUCUGCUCCUGGCUGUGUGGGAAGGGUUCCCUGGCUCAAAUCCUGGCCCUCAGCUUCAGAGAGCAGGUAUCUGCAGCUGGUGGGAGGGAACGAGCAGACCCUGUCCUGGCCUUGCCCAGUUGGCCGAGAGCCUUUGCCUGACCCCAGACACUUGCAGCUGAAGCCACCAGACAGACACACAUGGUCCUAAGCCUUUGCUCCCUCUGCUAUUUGAAUUGGAUCCCCAGCUCUGACUACUGACGCGUGUCAGCCCUGGGGAUUUCUCAAUCAUGACAAACUUGGUGAGAGUUCAUGUCCAAAAUGUCCCCUGGUGACUCAGACGUGAUCUCCAGCUCUUUCCCCUUGUGACCGGGACAAGUUUGUGGAAGGGGACUGGCAAGGGCUAGGGCUCACUGCUUUUUCCUACUCAUGUUUGAUGAAACAAAGUUGAAGGCCAGAGACACUUCAUGAAUCAGAACCAUUUUCCCCAAAUCAAAACGUUCAUCCCCGCUCCUAACCUGGAGCAUUCCCAGCACCAAACACCAGCAGACACGGCUGUAAUACGGCAGCUCAAAGCCCUGCUGAUGGCAACGCAGGGAUCCUACCUUUGCUGGCCGUGACAGCGGGCACUUCUCAGCCACCCGCUGUGCCUCUGCCGUGUCCAUGGGGUCCCUGGAUUCAGGGUGACCACACUCAUAUCUCAGGGCUCAUUCCCUGUCUGCAGCCACCUGCCAGGAGAUGGUGAAUGUGCAGUGCUGCAUCCUGAUCCUCACGGCUCACCUGAAGGGGAAGCGUCAGGGCACACCUGAAGACUGCAUCGAUCUUCUGGAUGAAACGGGGGCCCUGAUAAACCUGAGCAAAGUGGAAAAUCCUGCAUCCAAAUUCACCAGUAAAUACCUAUGGGAAAGGAAGCACUACAUCCUCAUAAGAGUCAUCCGAGGAGAAAGCUCUGAGGCCACCUGCUAUGAAUCCUUGCUAGAGAACCUGGGGAAGCACUACGCUGACCUAGCAGGCAAGAAGAGCCAGGCACCCACCUCACCUCCACAGAGGAGCCAAGGGUGCAGGCAUGACUCCUCUCCCCAGCGCAGCCCUUGUACACCAUCCACAGGACUGUCCUCUGCAUUCCACUAUGCCCCCUCACAACACCAGUAAUGGCUGUGGGUAGCAGGUGAAUUCAGGCUCAAGGGCAUCCCUAGAUGAGGAACAGACCCAUUACUGGUCACAAAUGCAGUGCAGCCACCCACCAGGGCUCAACCACCAUGCCGUACUGCCCAGGCACUCACCCCCAGCUCAACAAGAAUCCUCUGCUACUUGGCUCCUUUUCCUGGGAUCCCCCUGCUCCUCUCAGGGGUCCACACUACCACCUCCAAAGCAGCACCCUCCUGCUUCAAGGGAUCACUCAUGUUCCCAUGGCAUGGCCUGCACUCCCAAGUGACAAGAAACUGCACCUCCUUUCAACCCACCUGCGCUGGCAGCCAGGGGAACAUGCACCUGCAUCACUGGAUGAGUCUGCCUUCAAUACCAUCACCACACUGGCAGCGGCCUUCUAGAGACUGUCCACUGCAGUCACCAGGAAAAGCUGUUCAAGAGACAUCUGGAGUCUCCACAACUCCAGAAGCAGCAUUGCUAGCACUUAGCCAAGACAGGUCAGAAGACAGCACACACCUGCUGCAGGUGCUCCUGAUGGCUCUCCUUAACAGCUUCUCCACCCAUACCAGCACACACCAGUAUCAGUCUAAUAUUUAUUUCUUGAAGGCAGUUAGUUCAGACAGCUUCAUUACAGUGGUUCCUCCCUGCUCACACCGGGGCAGCUCACCACACCAAGCACUUGGGUUUAGAGUCUCUGGCAUCUACUUUUUUCCUUGGCUGCCUCUCAGGAGAGCACAAGGCACCCCAGAUAGGGCCAGGCACAGCUCGGGACAUUAUCUACCACCAAGAAUUUAAGGCUUGACAUUUAGAAGGGGCAGGACUUUCAACACUAGCCUACAGUAUCUGCUGCCAGCUUUUACCAUCUAGACAUGGAUUUCUUCACCGAUCCAGGCAAGGGGCUGAGAACUUGCCCAAUAUUCAACAGCCAGAGGUCAGCAGUUGACAGAUUAAUUCUGCCAUGAAAAUUCAGCGGUUAAACAUCUGAAAGUAUCAUGGUUUCACUGCUGUGCCACUAGAACUCCAGCUGAAGCCUCGAAGUUAUCUUUCACACUAACAUGGGGAACAGGGUCUCCUGCUGGAGGCCAGUCUGCAGGCAGCACUCAUGAAACUGUUCUGCUACAGUAAGAGGAGAGCAGCUCUGAACUUAACCUGAGGCUGGUGACCUUGAGAACAUUGCAUAACCUGCUAAGGCUUUUAAGUAAGAUCAGCCGACUGUAUCUGCCAGACAGGUCAUAUUUUCUUAGCUCU
Messenger RNA from Aquila chrysaetos chrysaetos, 2543 nucleotides. It is a transcript of the gene C9H22orf15, whose product is annotated as chromosome 9 C22orf15 homolog. The coding region runs from base 885 to 1298 and encodes 137 amino acids. The transcript has 3 exons. Lineage: Eukaryota; Metazoa; Chordata; Aves; Accipitriformes; Accipitridae. The record is from RefSeq and is a predicted model, not a curated record.